UGGAUGGUCUAGCAGUGCUGAUCAGGUGGGUCGAAGCCACCAGCGAGCGAGAUCACACUUCCACAGAUUCCGCAGGCGCUCCCUUUGCAACUAUGCAAGGUCUCUAAAUGUGGAUGGCUGGUGUUUUACCUAAGACCCACUGUGAGAGUACAGUGGCAGGGUGUGUUUGUUGUGGACCUGUGGUUUGCGAAGCGUUGUGAUUUAAAUAGGGACGCAAGGGUUGGCCUUACGCUAGUCCCACUUCUGCUUCCAAUCUCCAUCUCUGACAUCUCAACCUCCUUCGUGUUAAUAUGCAAACCUUCAACUCAAACGCUAAUUUAUCAGCAGUCUCGGAUGCCCUGCAGAGCAUUCAGUCGGAUGUAGUCAUGCACGACGUUCCAGCCCUAAACGGUGCCAGGUAUCGUCACCGGCAACUCGUCGAAGAGAAGGUCAAGAUCGUGCAGUCCAACAUUUCCCACGGAGGAUUUUCAUCUGCUAUUUGGCGCCUGCCCACGGAGAUCCUCACGGAAAUCUUCCUUUACUGCAUACCAGAAGACGGAAACUGGACGCCCGCGCCAUAUCUGGCCCCGAUGCUGUUGACAACAGUAUGUCAACGAUGGAGGGAGGUUGCCGUGAAUAUGCCAAGUCUAUGGCGCAGGCUGCGAUUGGAAGCCGGCCACGGCGACUGGCAGCAGAGAGCUUACCGCUAUGACUCCUGCCUCAAGCGAUCACGAGGACGUCAGCUGUCGUUGACGCUUGAGUGUCAUAACAACGACUGGACGGAGCUACGAAGCCUGCUCCAGCCGUACGUCGAUCAAAUAUUGUCGCUGUCUCUUGGGUUUUUCACCGGUGCCGGCUCCUUGGUGGUGGCGGACUUCCGCGGACUUGACGAGCUGGUUAUAUAUACGGAUGGUUCAGAUCCUAUACUAUCUGUCACUCACUCUAUCGCGCAAUUGCCAUCCAGCAUGCGUAGUCUCAAGUUAAUGGACCUGUGGUUUAACCUCAAGUUGCUAUCUGGCUUUAAUCCUCUCGCAUGGGCCAGUCUCACAAAUCUUGAGAUCGUGGUAGACGGAUUAGAUUCCUUCCCCUGCCUGCUCCGCCUAUGUCCGAACCUCUCGUCCUUGACGAUGAUUGGAAUAUUCACUGCGAUCGAGACCUCUGAACCACUCACUCACGCCAAUCUUCAAUCCCUGCGCAUCUCCGGGGAUUUGCAUCUAGACUCGAUCGGAAGUCUUGGGCUAUUUGAUGCUAUCGCGCUCCCCGAUCUACGCGCGCUUGAAGUUCGCAAUAUCGGACAGUGGCCUCAUGAAGAAUUCAAGGCGUUUUUGACACGGUCGCAGUGUCACCUGGGGAGCCUGAUCUUCGGUGGUGGAGUGAUGAUAACGAAUCAACAGCUAGCUGAAUAUGUUACCCUUUUCCCUUCCCUCGAAUUAGUAGCAGACCCUAUGCGUUCCACAUUUUACUUUUAACUUAGAUAGACAGUCGUUACGAUGUACAUA
This is a messenger RNA of Suillus subaureus, 1478 nucleotides long. RefSeq lists its product as uncharacterized. The transcript has 2 exons. Bases 291 to 1448 code for a protein of 385 amino acids. NCBI's taxonomy places the organism in Eukaryota, Fungi, Basidiomycota, Agaricomycetes, Boletales, Suillaceae. Gene Ontology annotation, molecular function: protein binding. The record is from RefSeq and is a predicted model, not a curated record.